CACCGUAUCGAAGCAGAAGCAAACUUGCUUAUAGAUCUAGAACAAAAAAAAAAUAGAACUUGUUAGGCCUAAAUUAAAAUUAAGUUUGUUUGACCUUUACCGACCCAGUAUUUUUACAGUGGGUAGGUAGAUACGUAGAUUGUGUGUAAAAGAAGAUAAAAAUGUCUCAACAACCACCAGCUUAUGGAGCUCCGCAGCAACCAGCCUACGGACAGCCAGCCUAUGGACAACCAACCUACGGUCAGCCACAACCAGGUUAUGGAGCCCCUCCAGGCCAGGCACCUUAUGGAGCCCCUCUAGGACAAGCACCAUAUGGAGCUCCACCAGGAAUGCCGAUGCAAGGUCAACCGGUGGCUGCUCAGUGGAUGGCUAGACCUCAGGGAAUCCCUGGCUGUCCUCCUGGUCUCGAAUACCUCUGCCAGAUUGAUCAACUUCUUGUAAAACAACAAAUGGAAUUGCUCGAAGCUUUUACUGGUUUUGAGACAUCGAACAAGUAUAAAGUACAGAACAGUAUGGGUCAGCAGGUUUACUUUGCAGCUGAAGAAUCUGAUAUGUGUAUGAGACAAUGUUGUGGUCCGCAGAGAGGUUUCACUAUCCACAUCACAGAUAAUGCUGGUCAGGAAGUGAUAAGGGUCACUCGUGAAUUCAAAUGUUGUGUUGGAUGUCCAUGGUGUGCAUGUAGUGAUUCCUGGGCUCAUGUUGUUCAGAUAGAAGCACCUGUGGGACAAAUUGUUGGAUAUGUUAAACAAAGACAGAGUUGUAUAGAACCAUAUUAUAUAAUCACGAAUGCAGAGCAUGAGGAGGUGUUUACGAUGACCGGACCAUGUUGUAUCAUACAAGGACCUUGUUGUACCUGGGACCAGGAUUUCAUUGUAAAUUCUAAAGACGGUCAGACAGAAGUAGGCAAGAUCAGCAAACAGUGGAGUGGUCUACUGAGGGAAUAUUUUACUGAUGCUGACAAUUUUGGUAUCUCAUUUCCGAUGGAUCUAGACGUCAAGAUGAAAGCUGUUAUGUUAGGAGCUGUUUUCCUCAUUGACUUCAUGUACUUUGAGCAAAAUCAGAACAACAACAACAACAAUAGAGGAUAUAUGUAGAUACUGGGGUGGCAGGAAGUUGUUCAAAGAUGUUGAGGAGAUACUCUAAAACAUUUACAUUUUAGUACACAUGGCAUAACAUGACUUCUACACAGCAUAGAUAUUUCACUCCAUAGCCAGAACAUGUUCAACACUACAAGGCAACAGGCAUUACAACAAUAUUUUACACAACAUGACAAAAUACUGAAGGACAAGAUACAACACAACACAACAAGAUAAUACCUAAUACAACAAGAUGUCGUCACAACACAACUUUAUAUUACUUUUCUACACAACAAGAUACUACACUACACAACAUGAUACUUUGGUUCACAACACGAUACUUCACAACAAGAUACUUUUCUACAUAACAAGAUUCUUCACUACACAACAAGAUGCUUCUCUACACAACAAGAUGUUUCUCUACACAAGAAGAUGGUUCACAACAAGAUGCUUUCUACACAACAAGAUGUUUCUCUAUACAACAAGAUUAUUCACUACACAACAGGAUUCUUCACUACACAACAAGAAACUUCACUACACAACCAGAUACUACACUACACUACACAACACAACAAGAUACUACACUACACAACAAGAUACUUCACUACACAACACAAAAAGAUACUACACUACACAACAAGAUACUUCACUACACAAGAAAACAUGACACAACAGAAUACAGCAACUGACAAUCUGUUAUAUUGUAACACAAAAUAAAAAUGUUCUUGUCUCUACAAACUGUUCAUUGUUCAUAUAACGAGAAAUAUUAAAAGUUCAAGAUUACAUGUAUUUUAGAAAAGAAGGAUGGAAUAAUACUAUACAGUUCUGUUUGUCAAAGCAAGGACACACCUGUGACAAAUAUGUCUGUCAUUUCUUGUGUCCAGAGCAUAACUUUAAUGAUUUAAGGUAGUGACUUCAAACUUACGUAUAUAAAUAUAUAAGUAAGCGGCAAUGAGACUAUGUACAGAGCACAUGAAGACACACACCCUAGAAAAAUUUCUUUUGAUUUUGCUUCCUCUUUUGAUCUAGAAAUUUGAGCUUAUAUUGUCCUGCUUUGCAGAGCUCUUGUUAUUGUUCUGUAUUAAGAAAUUACUUUUAAAUGUAAACUAAUUUAUUCUAUUGUUACAAACCCCAAUUGUAUAGAGGAACCUAGAGAGAAAUCCAGUGUAAGAUUUAGUGCCAAAUGUUGUGCGAACAAAGUAAUUUGUAUAUUUUAAUUGUUAAACCUGACAAGGAAUUUUAACUGAAAGUUUAUUGUUUAGUAAUGAGAAAAUUGAACAAGAAUCAAAGGUUUGUAGCUGUUUUGUCACUGAUCUCGAAUGUUAUAAAACAUUUCAACAUGACACUUAAACUUGUAUUGUUUAAGUUGAAGGUUAACAUGACACCAUAACCUACAUCAUCUAUUCAACAUAUAAACUUAUGUGUAUGUGGCACUUGAACUUGAUAUGAAAAUAAUCUUAUAUUUUUAUUGAAAGACUUGAAGUCCUUCUUUGCCAUCACAUUCAAAUUUAUUUAUUCAUGUUCUAAAAUAGGUUCACAUUGGCAAGAAAUGUUUGUGCAACAUGGACAAUACAUGUAGUUUAUUAAAUGAUUUCAAUGAGUUUAGACAAAGGAGCACAUCAAAUUUCAUCAUUAGAUUGUGUAUAUAUAUAUUUAAGCUGGCCUAGAAAUGCAUGUACAUGCAGAAAAUGGCAGCUUAUUUUAACCACCAUAUUGGCCUUGUAUGUUUCUAUUUAUGUUGUGAUAUUUUAUAUAUGUUCAUUUUACUGUUCAUUUUUUACCUACACUCAUUUUAUUUUGUCUCCACUAGACAGUAUGCUACUGUAGUUAUAGAUAACCUAGAUGUUGUACAUGUAAUCUUUAUAUAUAUUCUGUACAAUUGUGCCACCAGCAUUAUAUUUUUAAGCAUUAUGUUUUCAUUCCAUAUGUGUUUCUUUCCAUUAUGCUAUAUUUAGUGCUGCAUUCCAAAUUCCAAUGAAAUCUGUGACCCCAGUAUGGGAAACAUGCCAGAGGUCACAAAGCUCAUUUGGUUCAAAUGGUUCACAUACUUCACCAUGUCAUGUGAGAUUGAUAAGUUGCAUUUUUGCAGAUGUUGCCUAUUGAAAUAAUAUGUUUAUGACACGACAAUAAAAAGUUUGCUGUUUUGACAGCAGACAUUAAUUAACAUUCCAUUUUUCGGAAGUUAACAACUUCAAACCUAUGUAACAUUUGGGUCAUGUAGAACAAUAUGACAGAAAUGGAAAAGAAAACUGUAGUUAUAUAACUGGCCUCUGUGCAUUUCAUAGGCAAAUAGUACUAAGAAAACAUGUAUUUGUUUCAUAAAUGUUUUCUUAUUGCUUUCCAGUUCCCAUGAAAUAUACCAGAUGUCACAUUGCUCAUUUGGCUCAAAUUGCCUACAUACUUCACCAUGUCAUGUGAGAUGCUAUCUUACAUUUAGCCCAUAUUAACAGCGUGUUGUGACAUGACUGUUUACCAUUCCAUUAGUUGACUGUUUACCAUUCCAUUAGUUGACUGUUUACCAUUCCAUUAGUUGACUGUUUACCAUUCCAUUAGUUAAUAAUUUUGUUGCUUAGAGGUUAACAACUUCAUAAGUAUGUAACAUCGGGUCAGUUGAACAGUAUGAAGGAAAUAGAAAACAAAACUGUAAUUAUAUGACUGACCUCUCAACUUUACAUACAUGAAUAAUACAUAUGAAACCGGUGUUUGUUUGUUAAAUGUGUACUUAAUAUUAUUUACAAUUUUUUGCAUGUUAUAUCACCAUACAGUUAGGCUGUCUUAAAAUAUUAAUACAUUUUCAUUUAAGAACAUUGACAUUCUCAGAAAAUGUAUCACAACAUUUCAAUGAGUAUUACUUGAGUUGAUCAUUCAACAUUAGCCUUUAGAAACCUAAGUAGGGUAUUAUUUGUCUCUAUGCAUGAUAAAACUCUGUAAAAGCACAUAUUUUUGCUGGGUCAAAGUUUCGCGAAUUUGAAAUUUUGAGUAUGUUCACGAGGUUUAAUUUUCGCAAAAUUGUUAAAAUGGUAUCAUACUUGAAAUAGAGUUGUACUAAUUGUAAAUGUUUACCUGAGGAUAAAUUUGCCCGAGAUGUAGGGCCUCGCGAAUAUAGUGAAAAUUAAACCCUCGCGAAAAUUUCUGCUUUUACAAUAGAAUUACAUGCUUAAGUUCACAAAAUAGUUUUCUUCUAUAGACUUACACCGUACAUAUAUCACCAGCUUAUAGAACAAGCAUAUCAAAGAGUAUUAUGAUACCUGUUUCUGCAGGUUAUAUAUAAUAUAAUAUUAACCUGUGAAUUUUACAUAUUCUGGUCAAGUUCAGAGUCUGCAGGACAAAUAAGAUUCAAAAUUUCAAGAUUUUAUUCAUAACACUCAGUUUGUAUAUUGAUACAAAUUUAUAUAAAAAAAUCCAUUCUAACAUGGUCAUCGGUGAUGCAUGGCAUACAGUAGUCGGAGGACAACAACAUAUAUGAAAUUAUUAUUUUGGAAAAUCAAUAUUCCUAGUUAGCAACUUUACAAGGUGCUACAUAUAAAGAAAUAUGUAGACGGAGAUUUGCACUUAAAAUCAAUUCAUGCCAUUGAUAUGCAAAUUAGUCAAGUUUGAUUGACAGCACCAGAUAUAUGGGGAAUACAUUAUUAAAUAUUACUAGUAUAUACUAAGUAUAUGGGAAAAGAUUUUGUGAAUUUUAAUUUAGCACCUACAAUUAACACAGUAUUAAAACUUGUCUUCAUUCUUCAUUCUACUUAAAAUAUUUUGGCGAUAUAUGACCAUUUUGAGUCGGUUUGCUGUAAAACCCAACUCACUCACUCAUUCUACUUAAAAUAUUUUCAGAAUAUUUACUGAUCAGCAUUAAUGUUUCUAAUCUUUAAAUUGUAUAUUUUUAUUUUACUUUUUAUCAUUAUUUUGUAGAAUACUUUCAUAUAUAUUCAGAUCAGAUCUCUUAAAUAUAAUUAUAUUAGACCCAAAUUUCAAUCACAUUUUAAUAGUAAUAGACUGGACGGCAUACAGCUAUGGACAUUUUUUGUUAUUAUGCAAGAAUGCACUGUAUGUCACAAUUAUUACGCAAAAGCAUAAAACAUCAGUGUUGAAAAAAAAACAACACAAAACAGGCAAACAUUUGGUGGGAUUUGUGAAGGAUGUACUUAUUAAUCCUUGAGAAUGUGCUAGAAUUGAAAUAGUAUAUCUCAAACAGUGAUUUGCUUUGCAUAAAAUAAUUGUUGUUUGGAUGUGUACUACUAUUAUGCAUUUAUAUUUUGAAGUUGAUCAAAGUUCAUUUUCAAGCCAUUGAAAUGUGAUUUUUGUCAAAGAUCUAGUUUGUUUAUAAGUAAAUAAAAUCAGAAUAUGAAAAAAGAAAGAAGUGUAGAAUCGAUUUAAGGAUAGAUUUAAUACACAGACUUAGAACUUUCUUAUCUAUAUUUGUUCAUGUGGGUGUUGUAGGCCAAAAGAUCAGGGAAUGUAACAGAUAUAUUUUUAGUUUUCAACAUGGUUAUGGUUUUUUGUAUACUUGUAAAUAAAUGGGGGCUUCAAUGGAAAUUUAACCCUUAUCAUGCUGGACACGAUUGAUUCUGCCUGUGUAACCACUGUAGAUCAUGAUCAGGCUGCACCUUUUUGGUUAGCACCCCUUUUGACAGUUAAUGGUGCUGUCCAAAUACAAAGAUGGACAAGUUCAUUAUAGAAAUUCAGCAGGGUAAGGGUUAAAUGUAUUUGGGAAAAAUAGUAGUCACAUUUGUUCUUAAAUGUCUUCAAAGAUAUUUGCCUUGUUUAAAAGUCUGCUAAAAGUUUGUAAAAACAUUCUGUUUCAUUUUAAGAAUUGUUAUAAUCUUUUUAAUUUUUUUGUCAUAUUUUGCUCUAAGGAUAAUUCUGUCAUUGUUUUGUGGAAGAAUAAAGUUAUUUAAUACUGUUAAUAA
This is a messenger RNA of Mercenaria mercenaria, 5977 nucleotides long. RefSeq names its product phospholipid scramblase 2-like. The coding region runs from base 162 to 1094 and encodes 310 amino acids. Gene Ontology annotation, molecular function: phospholipid scramblase activity. The record is from RefSeq and is a predicted model, not a curated record. Lineage: Eukaryota; Metazoa; Mollusca; Bivalvia; Venerida; Veneridae. Gene Ontology annotation, biological process: plasma membrane phospholipid scrambling. Gene Ontology annotation, cellular component: plasma membrane. The transcript is spliced from 11 exons.